Protobothrops mucrosquamatus (brown spotted pit viper) is the source of this 740-nucleotide messenger RNA. Its product is annotated as protein jagged-1b-like. Gene Ontology annotation, cellular component: protein-containing complex; plasma membrane. Gene Ontology annotation, molecular function: calcium ion binding. The record is from RefSeq and is a predicted model, not a curated record. Gene Ontology annotation, biological process: establishment or maintenance of epithelial cell apical/basal polarity; heterophilic cell-cell adhesion. The annotation marks the transcript as partial. NCBI's taxonomy places the organism in Eukaryota, Metazoa, Chordata, Lepidosauria, Squamata, Viperidae. The transcript is spliced from 6 exons.
CUGAGCAUGCUUGUGUUUCAAAUCCUUGUGCUAAUGGCGGAAUUUGUCAUGAAAUUUCAUCCGGGUUUAAAUGUCAGUGUCCUAAAGGAUGGAGUGGACCAACAUGUGCAAUUGAUAUUGAUGAGUGUGCAUCUAACCCUUGUGCUAGUGGUGGUACUUGUGUUGAUCGCAUUAAUGGGUUUGAAUGUAUAUGUCCACAGCAGUGGAUUGGAGCAACCUGCCAUCUUGAUGUUAAUUAUUGUCAUGGGCAAUGCCAAAAUGGAGGGAUUUGCAAGGAUGAAGUGAAUGGCUAUCAUUGCACAUGUCCUCCUGCUUUCAUAGGCAAGAACUGCGAAAAAAAAGUUGAUGACUGCACGAGCAACCCAUGUCAGAAUGCAGGUCAUUGUACUAACCUCGUCAAUGGAUUCCAUUGUCUUUGCCCUCAUGGCUUCUCAGGAGAAUUCUGUGAGAUCGAUAUAGAUCUCUGUAAGCCUAACCCUUGCCAAAAUGGAGCUCAGUGUUAUGAUCUGAGAGAAGACUAUUACUGUGCUUGCUCUGAUGAUUACGAUGGAAAGAACUGCUCUCACCUCAAGGAUCAUUGUAAAAAUAACUCUUGUAAAGUAAUAGACAGCUGUACAAUAGAAGUCUUCACAAAUGCCACUCGGAAUGGCAUUCGUUUAAUCUCAUCCAGUGUAUGUGGACCUCAUGGACGCUGCAUCAGUCAACCAGGAGGAAAUUUUACUUGUGCCUGUGAAAAGGGC